UGACAAACAGUUCCCAGASCCAAUCGCCGAGCGAAAUUUUGACAAUAGUGGCAGGGAGUAGGCGUGUAUGUAAACUAGGGUGUCGCCGAGGUGGCUGUAUUCGAAGGCGACAGUCUGUUCCGCUAAUCAUUGACAAAGCAAAUAAUGUGAUAACAUCGGCAAUUUGACCUCCAAAAUUUAUAAUUCUUCUUGAUCGAGAGUCCCAAAAUGUUUGGAAUGACGGGGUAUGCCGAUCAUUUAAUGAGCUCGGUGGUAGUUUGAAGAAAGAGUAAGUCGGGGAGCCAUUUUGUCUCGGCAGGGUGAGAGAAAGAAAGUGGAAAAAGGGAAUCACACGGGAGAAUAUAUUUUUGUUGGUUUUUAUUCACAUGCUGUAAGAGAAACGGUUCUGUUUUGGAAAUAACAUUAGCUACUCGUCGGAUACUGUUGCGACACUCUACCCCCUGCGGUAUUUAGUUAACUAUCAAACUAACUUGGACAUCAACAUAUCAAAAUUACAAGCAGAUAUUAUACAGCGUUCCUCUGCUUGGAACGCGGGCUGGCUCUAGACCUGCGGUAGAUAGUUUAUCGUCUGUCUGGCGAACACAUCUGGUUUCUCAAUGGCGAAGAAGACCUACGACCUGCUUUUCAAACUCCUACUGAUCGGGGACUCGGGCGUGGGGAAGACCUGCGUGCUGUUCAGAUUCUCAGACGACGCCUUCAAUACCACCUUCAUCUCCACCAUAGG
Messenger RNA from Salvelinus sp. IW2-2015, 724 nucleotides. The record is from RefSeq and is a predicted model, not a curated record. Lineage: Eukaryota; Metazoa; Chordata; Actinopteri; Salmoniformes; Salmonidae.